This is a messenger RNA of Trichogramma pretiosum, 2503 nucleotides long. RefSeq lists its product as uncharacterized. The transcript is spliced from 2 exons. Lineage: Eukaryota; Metazoa; Arthropoda; Insecta; Hymenoptera; Trichogrammatidae. Bases 18 to 1808 code for a protein of 596 amino acids. The record is from RefSeq and is a predicted model, not a curated record.
GUAAGAGUAAAUUUAUUAUGGAGCCUUCGCGUAAGAGAGUAAGGAGCAACCCAGAGAAAAAAAGGACUACUGGGAGAAAGCGCAGAGUGCAUUUUAAGGGCAAUCAAUGGACUGCAGCUCCUUCUAAUCCAAAAUUGACAAGAGCUCAAGAAAGAUCUGCUUUCGAAGCAGCUCAAUUAGUUCAUUCAGCUUCAAAAUUUAAACUCCGCUGUAACAAUUCUGAUGUUGAAGCUAGCCCAGCUCAAUACCGGUUGAUCGACUUUAGCCUGUUACUUCCUUUUCUGAAACAAAAUGUUUUCUGUAAAUGUGGUGAUAAGUUUAGUAUUGUUGAGAAUUCUGUUCGUGGCCUUGGAUUUGAGCUCAACUUUAACUGCAAUAAUAAAAAGUGCCAGUUUUCGUCAAGUGUGUUGUCAAGCAAGCAAAUUGGACCUAAAAAAAAUUUAUAUGAAUGCAACCGAAGAUCAAUUCUUGCUAUGCGCACUAUAGGAGUAGGACUAACAGGCCUGGAAUCUUUUUGUGCAGUAAUGGACUUACCUCAGCCAGUUGCUCAAACAAGUUAUCAACUAAUUAAUGAUGCCAUUGAAGUUGCUGCAGAGACGAUAGCCACAGAUUCCAUGCACCGAGCUGUUACAGAAGAAUGUCAACGUACCCCUGAAUCUCAUCCUGGUCUCUCUGUUUCUGGUGAUGGAACUUGGCGUACACCAGGGUUUACAUCACUUCAAGGAGCUGCCAGUCUAAUAGGCCAUUAUACUGGAAAAGUUGUAGAUGUAAUCACCAAAAAUAGUUUCUGUCAAGCCUGUAGAAAAUGGGAAAAUAAAGAUAAAAGUUCAGAAGAGUACUAUGAAUGGUUCGAAGAGCAUAAAGAAGUUUGUAAAGUCAACCAUACUGGCAGUGCUGGUAUGAUGGAAGUAGAUGGAAUAGUUGAGAUGUUUCAAAGAUCAGAAGAUUUGCAUGAAGUAAAGUAUAAAAACUACAUUGGUGAUGGUGAUUGCAAAGUUUACGCUAAGAUUGAAAUAGUUAAACCUUAUGGAAAGAAUUUUAAAGUAGAAAAAAAAGAAGAUAUUAACCACGUUGGAAAAAGAAUGGGAACUCAUUUACGCAACAUAAAGAAGAGAUUUGGAAGAACCUUGCUAAGUGAUGGGAAAACAAUAGGUGGAAAAGGAAGAUUGACAGCCAAAGUGAUAGAUCAGCUGUCAUCGUACUACACUCAAGCGAUUAGAAGAAACACUACUGUCACUAGCAUGAGAAAUGAUAUAUGGGCCACUUUCUUUCACAAAAAGUCCACUGAUAAAAAACCACAACACCACUUAUGUCCAGCUGGAGCAACUUCUUGGUGCAAAUGGCAGAAGGCCAAAGCACAGGGCACUUUAAAAAAAUUCACGCACAACAGUUCAAUACCUGAAGCAAUUAUGGAUGAAAUAGAAAAGACCUACGAAGAGCUCUCCAAGCCAGAACUGUUGGUAAAAUGUAUUGGAGCAUUUUCUCAGAACGUCAAUGAAUCCCUGAAUCAUUUACUGUGGAAGUAUGUACCAAAAAAACAGUGGAGUGGUGGUACUAUUUUGAACAUUGGAGCCUUCAUAGCAGUGUCCACAUUCAAUGAUGGUAAAACUGCUCUGCUGAAAAUUAUGAAAGAAUUAGAUAUUCAGCCAGGCCCAAACGCAAUUGAAUUCAUGAAACAAAGUGAUGAUAAAAGAAUUUACCAGGCAAAUAUUCAAGCUGCAUCAUCUUCUAAGCAAGCGAGAUCUGCUAGAUUGAAAAGAAGACACAAUGAUCCCAACGAUGACAGUUAUGUACCUGGUGGUCAUUGAAGUUAUCGCUCCAGCUAUUUUAACAGCAAACUUUGGGAAGAUUCAUCCAAAAAAAGUUGGUACUUUAACCUGGAAGUCAACACAAAGCAUCAUUCAUCAAAUUUACAUAUGAAAAUAGAAUUAGAGAAUGCAAAUACUUAUCUGAUUGUACUGGACUUUCCGGUGAGUAAGAAUGAUAGUCAAAAUACCACUUUUCUAUGUUCAAUUUCACUUUAAUUUGACAUUUUUUUGCAACGAAAUUUUAGAUUCACUUCGCCAGUGAACCGGCUAACGAAAUUUGUCGAGGUUAGCGCGUGAAUACAGCAAGGCGCCGCGAGAGAGACAGAUAUAGAGCAGACAGCUAAAAGCACAUGUGUACUAAUUGACAGAUGAUGGUUCAAAAUAUAACUUGUUGAUUAUUUUCAUGUGUAAAUAUUAUUGAAUGAUGUGUAGUGUAGUGUAAGAUAAAUAAUCCAGUAAAAUUUAUUUGUUUUAAUUAAUUUGUGUCUUAGUUUUUUGUGAAAUCAUAAAGUUUACAGUUUAUUUCAAAGUGACAUUUUCAUCUUGCACAACAUUUGAUUGAACCAUAACAAUUUAAAGAUAUAGAAGUUCAUUGCAGAAAUUAUUGUUGUAAUGUUUGUUGAAAAAGUAUUGUUCAUAGUAGUUUUAUAAAUGCCAACAUGUUCUUUCUUACAAUAAAAGUUACUUGUUAGUGA